CUCACACGGGUGGAAAAUCUCCUCUUGGCGAUUUAAGACGAACGAUCAGCGAACGACCGCAACGCCGAACUCCACCCCCCGAUUUCCUCGCCAUUCCCAUCUCCUCUCCGAGCACGAGCCGACUCGUCUCUCUCUCGAAGCUCGCACGCGCGCCGAGAUUGUCGUAGUCGCAGUCGCAGUCGCCGUCGCAGAUUCGAUCGAAUCGGCCGAGAGAAGGAACCCGAUGGAAACGAACGGAGGGGAAGACGCCGGCGGCCGCCCUCAGGUCCGCCUCGAAAACCCUAGCCCCGGCCCGAACCCUAGCGGGGGCGCAGCAUCGAGAGGGAAGUCGUGCAAGGGGUGCUUGUACUACUCCUCCGUUCUGAAGUCCAAAUCUCGGCCCCCUACCUGCGUCGGCCUCUCCAGAACUCUCGACGAAGUGCCUAGCUAUAUUGUGGGAGAAACUGAGUUGGAAGCUACCAAAGAGGGCCGGAAUCUGAAAGACUUCAGCUAUGCCUGUGUUGGUUACUCUGUCUUCUUGGAGAAAAAUAAUCAAUCUUCAGAUCUGAAGGAUAAACAAGCAGAGCUUCCAUUCUGUGUCGGUCUUGAGGUUCUGUUAGAUAAAAGAACAACACCUGCAGAGAAUGUUCCUGCAAACCUUCAUAAAAAGGAAGCUCCAGAUGGUCAUGCUUUUCCUCAACGGCGGAGUUACAAGCCAGCAAUUUCUUCUGGCGAUGAUUACUUGAGUAGGUUUAAGAGAAAUGCGGGUCUGGUCGCAUCCGGUGUUGCCAGGAAUGUGAAUAGAGUAGGAAACUACAUAAAAGAGAGCAUGGACGAUAUUUUCCAGCCUUACCGGAGGCGACCGAAGUGAAGUUAGCAGAUCCUGAUGGCGUAUUUGAAGAAUGGGGCAACUUCCCGGUCGCCAAUUUUUAACAGGAUCCCAGUUUCUCUGAUACAGAGUUAUUGAUAGUAGUACAUCCUUUGUCGAGAAGGGCCAAGCUCCAUUGUUGUAAUAAAUGAAUUUUGACGAAUAUACUUAUGAUUCUACUAAGUUUCGAAAAUCCCUAAGGUUUCAGUUUUGCACAA
This is a messenger RNA of Syzygium oleosum, 1065 nucleotides long. RefSeq lists its product as uncharacterized. NCBI's taxonomy places the organism in Eukaryota, Viridiplantae, Streptophyta, Magnoliopsida, Myrtales, Myrtaceae. The transcript has 5 exons. Bases 224 to 850 code for a protein of 208 amino acids. The record is from RefSeq and is a predicted model, not a curated record.